AUCUUUCUGCUAAGUUCCUAAAUCAACCAAAAACGGUAAGUUCCUGCAAUACCAUGGCUACUGCUGGUUUCUUUGCCUGCUCAGAGUGUGGCAUGUUUAGUUUAAUCCCCUUUUCCACCUCUAGCGAUAAUGAUAGUGGCUGUGUUUGUGCUAAGUGCCAGCUAGUUAGCUCCCUGGUGGAAAAGGUGGACCAGCUAGAGGUGCGCAUCCGGGAUUUAUUAAGGGACAGACAGCGAGAUUCACUGCUAGCAGCCCUGGCUGCCUUAGGGAGAGUCAGCACCCCCUCGACUCCGGCGUUAGAGCCCUCACAGCGGGGUGAAUGGGUGACGUCUCGGCGACAUAGCCGGAAAGCUAAGGCUAAUGCUAACGCUGAGGCCAAAGCUAGCCCACCAGAACACCACACUCCUCCAAAUUACGUGUCAAACAGGUUUGCCCCGCUCAGCGAAACACCUGCUGAGGAGCCUGUUAAAAGUGCUCUGGUUAUAGGAGACUUGAUCGUUCGACACGUGAAAUUAGCUACUCCUUUAGGGGUGCCAGCAGUAACAGUCAGCUGUUUACCGGGAGCCAGAGCGCCGGACAUUAGCGGCAACCUUAGACUGUUAGCUAAUAAGAGAUAUUCGAGGAUAGUCAUCCAUGUAGGGGCCAAUGAUAUUCGUCUGCGGCAGUCUGAGGUAACUAAGGGUAACAUUAGAGAGGUGAUUAAACUGGCCCAGAUGAUGUCCGAUGCCGUAAUCUGCUCUGGUCCCAUCCCAAUGCGGCACGGCGCUGAAGCCUACAGCAGACUCUCAGCGUUAAACUGCUGGAUGUCCAAGUGGUGUUCGGAAAAUAAAGUGGGCUUUAUAGAUAAUUGGUUACAUUUCGAGGGCAAGCCUGGUCUUAUAGGUAGGGAUGGUGUCCACCCCACGCGGGAGGGUGCUGCCUUACUUUCUUGCAGCAUAGCACAUAGUCUUUUAGUUAGUCGGCAGAGUAGUGUAAACAGCUGCUGACAAUCCAGAGCCGGGACCAGGCCGCAGACAGACAGGCUAAACCGACCGUCUGCGAACCGCCUUGAGGCGUCACCUAGGAUCCACUAUAUUGAGACUGUGUCUUUGCCCCGAAUUAAAUCAAAAUCUAAAUGUAGAAAAACUCAAUCAGCCCGCUUCAAUAACCUAAUCAAUAUUAAAUCAUAUUUAGAUGAUUGCAGCAACACCUCAGUUCUAAAAUUUGGGUUAUUUAAUAUAAGAUCACUAAACUCAAAAGCAGUCAUCAUAAAUGAAAUAAUAAGUGAUCAUAAAUUUGAUGUUUUCUGUCUCACUGAAACAUGGGUUAGACAGGAUGAAUAUUCAGCACUAAAUGAAGCUACCCCUAUAGGCUAUAAUUAUGUACACAGCCCAAGAUUAUCAGGCAAAGGAGGUGGAUUAUGUGUAAUCUACCAGAAUACCCUAGAUAUCAGUCAGAAACAAUGUGACACUUUCACUUCUUUUGAGGUUCUUUCCAUCAACAUUACAAAUCCGGCCACAAAAAAGAACGCAUUUUCAUUAUUUAACAUUUACAGACCACCAGGGCCCUACACAGAAUUUUUAAAAGAAUUUAGUGAUUUCACUGCAAACCUAGCUGUGUGCAAUGAUAAAGUAAUAAUUGUAGGAGAUUUUAAUAUUCAUUUUGAGAAGGCAGAUGACCCACUAAAAAAGGCAUUUACUUCAAUCCUAGACUCUGUUGGUAUUACCCAAAAUGUAACAGGGCCUACGCACUACUGUAGUCACACUUUAGAUCUAGUUCUGACACUUGGACUUGACAUAGACAGGCUUAGUAUCCUACCGCAAACCUCAGUAAUCUCUGACCAUUACUUAAUUUCUUAUGAGCUACGUCUUAGCCAUAAUAUAUGUACGUCCCCUCGCUAUUCUACAAAGCGCUCAAUAAAACCAUUUACCGCCCUGCAAUUCACAGAAAACCUCCCAGAACAAACAACCCUAGUCUCCACUCCAUCAGACCCAAUGGAGCUAGAUGUAUUAACCGACUAUUUAGAAAAUACCUUUCGAUCUACUUUAGAAAAUGUGGCGCCACUUAAAAUCAAAAGGAUAAGACAGAAAAAGCUUGCCCCAUGGUACGAUGAUAAAACCCGUACCUUAAAACAAACAGUACGGAAACUAGAGCGGAAAUGGCGAUCAACCAAGCUAGAAGUGUUCCACUUUGCCUGGAAGGAAAGCCUUAUAGAGUAUAGAAAUGCUCUCACUAAAGCUCGCUCAGCAUAUCUGGCCUCGCUGAUCGAGAAUAAUAAAUAUAAUCCUAGAGUACUGUUUAGUGUGAUUUCCAGAAUUACAAAAAAUCAGGCAGGCACUGAACCACAAAUUCCGGCGACUCUCACCAGUGAUGUUUUUAUGGACUUUUUUAAUAAUAAAAUUGAAAAUAUUAGACAACAAAUUCAACCCACAGUAUUAAAUCCAACUUGGCUGUCAUCUGAUGUGGCUGAUAUAAAACAUAACGUAGUUGCAGAGGAAAGGCUGGAAACUUUCUACCCACUACCACAGUUAGAACUAGAGAAGAUUAUCUCCUCUGCAAAUUGUACAACCUGCACACUUGAUGCAAUCCCCUCAAAAUUACUCAAAGAAGUGCUACCAAUUAUCAUUAAUCCUCUUUUAACUAUAGUAAACUCGUCCCUUAGCCUGGGCCAUGUACCCAGAGCUUUUAAACUAGCAGUUAUUAAGCC
Colossoma macropomum (tambaqui) is the source of this 2686-nucleotide messenger RNA. RefSeq lists its product as uncharacterized. The record is from RefSeq and is a predicted model, not a curated record. The coding region runs from base 54 to 986 and encodes 310 amino acids. Lineage: Eukaryota; Metazoa; Chordata; Actinopteri; Characiformes; Serrasalmidae. The transcript has a single exon.